AUGGAGCUGUGCAGUUCCAUCCUGGGUUCGAUCCUGGGGCCGGCAUCUCUGUGUUUGGAUCAGAUAUGUAUCGUUCUCUGGAGUCUGCCGUGGCCUCUGAACUAUUUAGUCCUCCUGGUGAUCCUGGUCCAAGUUUGCAGAAUGGUGUACCUGCUGCUCAAAUGGCUGUUCGAAAGGAAAAGACUCGACAAGGAGCCUCCUCUCUUCAACGGUUUGCUGUGCAUCGGAGAGGCCCGUCAGUUUGGGGAAAACUGCCCGAAGCUUUUGAACGACAAAAGAAAGUACUAUGGGGAUGUGUUCACCAUCAAGAUACUAGGCAGGUACAUGACCUUCGUAAUGGACCCUCAAGACUUCCCGGCGGUCAUCAAGAGCUCCUCGCGGCAGUUGGACUUCCAUGCAUUUUCUCGUAGGAUCGCGUCGCACGCCUUUGGAUACACAGUGCUGCCCGAGCAGGAUAUGGCCGUAUUGGAGGGUUACUACACCCAUCUCCAGGGCAACAAGCUCGACAUCCUCCUGGAGAGCCUGCAGGAGAACCUGCAACUGGUGCUGAAAGAGGAGAUCCCCGACUCAACAGAAGGGACCAUAGUUGACGGUCUGAAUAAUCUGACGGAGCGUGUGGCCUUUGAGGCGAUCUUUAUGACGCUGUACGGUCGCUCGGCAACGAACCAACGCCACGCCUUCAUCCCAAAGCUUCUGAAGGAAUUCAAGGUGUACGACAGCUGGUUCCCCAUUCUGGCCGCUCAGAUACCGAUAUGGUUCUGUUGCUCUCGUACCCGGACCAGUCUCCAUGGUUACUUCAAGCCUGAGCUCAUGAAGGAAUGGGUCGGAGCGUCUUACUUUGUCCAACAGAGGAGCCGGCAGUUUGUGGAGCUUAGGCUGAGCGACAAGGAGACCUCAGCUCACCACUUCGGGAUCCUCUGGGCCGCGGUCGCCAACACGAUGCCCAUCAUGUUCUGGACGCUGUACCAUCUGAUCCGGAACCCGGAGGCGAUGGCCGCCGUGCGCCAAGAAAUUCAGAGUGUGACGAGCGACAGCAUUGAUCUGACGAGAGAGACCCUCGACAAGAUGUUAGUGCUCGACUCGGUGGUGAAAGAAGCUCUUCGUCUCAGUACGAUGUCCAUGAACCUGCGCGAGGCGCAGGAGGACUUUGUCCUUGAGCUUCCGUCUGGAAAACAGCCGAUACGUAAAGGAGACUUGGUCGUGAUGUUCCCCAUGACCGCCCACAUGGACCCCGAGAUCUACACAGAACCACAGAUUUUCCAGUUCGACCGGUUUCUCUUGGAUGGUAAUCCGAGGUCGACCUUCCUGAGGAACGGGAAGCCCGUGCGCCAAUACCACAUGUCGUUUGGCUCUGGUCCCACUAGGUGCCCGGGCGAAAAGCUCGCCACGUCCGGUGUGAAGCACCUUGUGUGUCUGAUGCUGAUGUAUCUGGACCUGGAGCUCUGCGACCCAAACGUGGAGGAGGUGACGUACGACGUGUCCCGAGCCGGGCUGGGAACCAUGCCGCCCAAAGGAGACGUGAACAUCCGCGUCAGUCUCAGAGUCUGA
This is a messenger RNA of Knipowitschia caucasica, 1548 nucleotides long. NCBI's taxonomy places the organism in Eukaryota, Metazoa, Chordata, Actinopteri, Gobiiformes, Gobiidae. The record is from the annotation of a GenBank genome assembly.